UCUCCAACAUGUUUUCUUUCUUGUUGUUGUUAUUUUAACACUGAUGGAUUUGGAUAACGGUUUGACCGCAGUUACGAUAAAAAAGAUCAUCGAGGUCUAACAGUUGAAGUAUCAGUUGUGUUUAUCAUUGGUUAGCGAGAGUUGGUUUUUGAAAACACUGAUCAAGUUACAUUCUCACUUAAACCAGUUUUUUUUUAAAAAUGUGUUGAAAAAACUUAAAAAUGGAUUUUCGUAUGUUCUGUAAAAAAAUGGCAAAUAAAAAUGUUAAGGGUACGGAGAAAGGUGUAGAGCUAACCAAAAUAACGGUGAAUGGUACUACGUCUGAGGCUAAAGCGACGAGCGCCGACGCCAAGACCACCACCACUUGCACUCCUGAGGUGUGUAGAUCUGCGAGGCAGCGAUACCAACCACCGGAUUUAGCAAGUGACAGUCCUUGGAAUCAAAAGAAGACUUACUUUUUCAUCGCGACCAUAAUUGUUUUUGUGAUUUGGAUUAUUAUUUAUUCGAUAAUCAGUGAACUCAAACUGGUGUGAUAUAUAUAUUUGAAUUUUAUAGCUAUAUUUUAUUUUUUUAUUGAAGCUAAUACAAAAUAGUUGAAAUGUUGAAUGUUCACUUGUUUUCGCGAGAAAUACAAAAAUUGGGGGGAUUAGGAAAAGAUAUGAACUUUUGGUCCAAUAAGUAAAACCCUUUAAAUUUAAAGGAUAUAUUUUCAGGAAAGAUUAAUUUUUGGGAAAGAAAGGUUUUGGCUUUCUACUUCUACACCUUUCUCUGGAAGCUUCCCACAUUUUUUUAAUAAAAGAUAGAAAAGUAAAAAGUCAAAACUUUCCUUCACCAAAAAGGACCACCGUCUUACAUUAGGAAUUUCUCCAAAUCUCAUAGGUCACUUCACGUACCAAAUUUGAAGCAAUUAUACCUACUAAUUUUUGA
Leptinotarsa decemlineata (Colorado potato beetle) is the source of this 927-nucleotide messenger RNA. RefSeq lists its product as uncharacterized. Lineage: Eukaryota; Metazoa; Arthropoda; Insecta; Coleoptera; Chrysomelidae. The record is from RefSeq and is a predicted model, not a curated record.